Prinia subflava (tawny-flanked prinia) is the source of this 3168-nucleotide messenger RNA. It is a transcript of the gene PDLIM3, whose product is annotated as PDZ and LIM domain 3. Gene Ontology annotation, cellular component: adherens junction; stress fiber; Z disc. The record is from RefSeq and is a predicted model, not a curated record. Gene Ontology annotation, biological process: heart development; actin cytoskeleton organization; muscle structure development. The transcript has 8 exons. Lineage: Eukaryota; Metazoa; Chordata; Aves; Passeriformes; Cisticolidae. Gene Ontology annotation, molecular function: actin binding; muscle alpha-actinin binding. The coding region runs from base 158 to 1369 and encodes 403 amino acids.
CCCACAGCUUUGGAAUGAGUAAAACUUCUUAGGAGGUAUAAAAGGUCGGCUGCCCUGUCUGGCAGGUGCUCUGCUGACAGCAACCUUCCUCCUAUAGCUCAACUCCUCACAUGGACCCCAGAAAAAAAGAACAGUGACCAAGGAAAAUCUGUCCACAAUGCCACAAAAUGUUAUUCUCCAAGGACCGUCACCCUGGGGAUUCAGGCUCUCAGGAGGAAUAGAUUUUAAUCAACCCUUAAUCAUAACCAGGAUUACACCUGGAAGCAAGGCUUCAGCCGCCAACCUGUGCCCUGGUGAUGUUAUUAUAGCUAUUGAUGGUUUAGGCACAGAGAACAUGACACAUAAUGAUGCCCAGGAGAGAAUUAAAGCAGCUACACAUCAGCUUUGUUUGAAAAUAGAGAGGGCAGGAACUAAAUUAUGGUCCCCACAAGUUUCAGAAGAUGGCAGAGCACAUCCCUUCAAGAUAAAUUUGGAAGCUGAACCUCAGGAAUUCAAGCCUAUUGGUACAGCUCACAACAGAAGGGCCCAGCCUUUUGUUGCAGCAGCAAAUAUUGAUGACAAAAGACAGGUAGUGAGCUCCUCCUAUAAUUCUCCAAUUGGGCUCUAUUCAUCUGGCAAUAUUCAAGACGCGCUUCAUGGACAACUGAGGGGUCUCAUUCCUAACUCAUCGCAAAAUGGAUGCAGCACUCCCUCGGGGCUGGACUGCGGCAGUGGGCGCAGCACCCCCUCUUCAAUUAGCACGGUCAGCUCCAUCUGCCCCACCGAGCUGAAAGCGGUGUCUAAGAUGGCCCCUAAUGUUCCCCUGGAAAUGGAGCUCCCCGGUGUCAAGAUCGUACACGCUCAGUUUAACACACCUAUGCAGUUGUACUCUGAUGACAAUAUCAUGGAAACACUGCAAGGCCAAGUUUCUACAGCUCUGGGGGAAACACCUGUCAUAAGUGACCCAUCUCCCAACUCAGUGUCUCAGUCUGACGUGUACAAGAUGCUGCACGCCAACCAGGAGGAGCCCAGUCAGCCGCGCCAGUCUGGCUCCUUUAAGGUGCUCCAGAAUUUAGUCUCCGAGGAAGAUGGGCGCCCUGUGGGAACAAGAAGUGUGAAAGCACCUGUAACAAAGAUACCUACUGCCAUGCCUGGUGUCCAGAAAGUGCCACUGUGUGACAAAUGUGGGAGUGGGAUUCUAGGGACGGUGGUGAAGGCACGUGAUAAAUACCGGCAUCCAGAAUGCUUCGUGUGCUCUGACUGCGAUCUCAACCUGAAACAAAAAGGCUACUUCUUCGUGGAGGGCCAGCUGUACUGCGAAGCUCACGCGCGCGCCCGCAUGAGACCACCGGAGGGAUACGAAACAGUUACGGUCUACCCAAAAUGCUAGUCUUAGGUUAACAUACAAACAUAUGCAUGCUCACAAAAAGCCUUUACCAGCUUAGAACUGCAGUACGAGUGUCAGGACUUCUGCCUAAAUCCAAAGUAGAAGCUUUUAAACCUUUCUCUGUGGGAUUCUGAGAGAGGUGGAAGUCCUUUUUAGCCAGCAAUAGCAUAUUAUACCAUCAAAAUUCUGCUAAAAUAUUGUUUUUGAAACUGUCAAUAUAACUCAAGGAAGUAUAAACUAAAACAGCUCUCCUGGAAUACAAAAAGUGAAACAACUGAGGUAUUACAUGAAUGCUACAGCAUUAUGUACAUAUUAUAUAUAUAUAUAUAAUAUACAUCAGUGCUGUAAGCAAGACAUUAUUUUUAACAUAAAUUAAGUAUUUGUGCAAACACCAACACCACCAAAGCCUUACAGGCUGGGCCACUAUAAAUGUAGAAACUUGACAGAUCAUUUGAAAAGGAGCUAUUUUACAUGCUAAGUACAAAACAAGCAGUUGUUCAUGUCUGCUAUUAUUAAACUAGCAUUAAUGUACACCCCAAAUAUGUUUUGCUUACUUUGCUCUGAAUUUGGGGUUACAUUGCCUUAAUUUUCUGAUGCAGCAACUGUGAUGAAAAAGAAAUGUCAAGUCUCACAAUAAAAUGGUUAGUAUAACAAAGACUGGUUAGUAUGAGCAAAAGUUCUAUGUUGUCUUAAUGAUUUUGAAAUGAUAUCAACUUUCACAUCACUUUGCAGAAAAUUGUUCUGAGGCAUGCACACACAUGAAUGGAUUCUUUGGAAAAAGAACCUCACACUCUAAUAGGAAUUUAUUGUGAAUUGAGAAUGAAAGAAAAUUUUAAAACUUUUCUGCAGAAAAUGAUACGGGAUUUUUGUAUCUCCAUCUUUCAAUUUCCGUAAUAGAAACAAUGGGGAAAUAUCAUCACAAUGUGUUUAUUGCUGGUAAAUUAAAGUUUGGACAACUAUAAAAAUAAAUGCAAAGGCAAAGUCUUUUAUUAAAAAGCCUGGUGAAGUCCUAAGGAAUAAAAAACCAAAAAGCUGAAAGAAUAUGGGGGUUUGUUACCAAUUUCUGAAACUUGUCAAGGGCUACAUUGCUUUCUGGUAGGUGCCAGCCACAUAAAUACACCUAAUGGGCACACAAUACUUAGCACUUGCAGAAAAUAUCAAAACAAAUCAUAAAUUCUUUAAUGGAGUGUUUUGAACCUGCUCCAAAGUAGAAAAAUCUACAAAAUUUUAUACCAAAUCCACAAGACUAGCAAAAAAAUAACAGUCCAGUGACAAACAAUCUUAUGAACUUCUCCCAUUAUAUAAUGCAAGAAGCCUACAAUGCAAGUAGAAUAUGGAAUCAAAAUAAAUUCUACAUACUUUAAAUUUAUUUUAAAAAUUCACAAGUCCCAAAGAUUUAAAUACAAUGUCCACAUAUUCAAAGACUUUUCAAAAUGUCUUAAAGUAUUAUUUCAGAACUCAGAAGUUUUAAAAAUGUGUGUGUCACUGCAUUUAUUACUUACAUUUCCAUAUCAAGAGCAGAGAUUAAAGAAAAAGAAGUGUUGCACCCUUUUCAAGGUUAGUUGGUGAAUUAUUUUUGGGCACAAAACAUAGUUCUGCUCCUCAGGUACCAUAGAGGAAAUGUGUAGUAUUAAUAUUUUUCCAUUGAUAAAGCCCAUAAAUCUGAAAAUCCUUUUGAAAAUAAGAGUGUGCAUAAUGUCUAUUUUUACAAACCGAAAACGUCAUUGGUGUUUUAAAAUUUUUGUUUAAUGUUUAUGUCUUUGUGGAGUAAAAGUAAAAAUAAAUCUACUACAAAUGAUAAA